AUAUGAGAUGAUAAAUGCGUUUAUAUUUAUUUUUCAUUUCUUCUUUGCUACUUGCGGAGUCAAGAAGAUCUAUCAGUAAAAUCAGUCAUGACGAAAUCAAUCAACAUGUGAAAACUACACUUAGUUCAGAAGGGAUUGUUCGAAUAGGUCACCUUCACCCCACGAACCCUAUUAUAGCACACGAACCAGAUGUUCUAAAAAUGUGCGCAGACGAUUUGAAAAUGAGAAAUAUUCUUCCACAAAAUUAUACUUUAACUGUUUUUACAAUGGAAAGUUGCAACAAGUAUUCGGGAGUUGAACAUGCUGCUUUCCUUCAUUAUUUGAAAAAUGCUUCAGUGUAUUUUGGACCCGGUUGUAAUAAUGAAAUGUUGGUUAUUGGAAGACUCGCGCCUAGGUGGAACGUUCCAAUAAUUGCUCAUAUGUCUGGAGAUGACGCUCUUUCUGAUCGUGUCCAAUUUCCCACACUCGGUUCAGUUGCACUGACAUCUGCAAGUGAAAUGGCAAAGGCGACUGUAACAUAUUUAAAUCUGAACAAUUGGGACCAGAUUGGAAUUGUACGACCAAGUGUCGGGUACGAGCGGCUUUCUGUAUACUCUUUGCAACAUCAAAUCAAAAAAAGAGACAUCAAUCUUAAUGUCAUCCUGGAUAUUGAGCCGUUCAGUUCUCCAGAAGAAAUUAUUUCCACCGGAAAGCUAACAACACUUAAAAGCAUGGCAAGAAUAAUCGUGGUAGAGCUUGGAAUGGAUAUUCACUCAGUCACAAACUUUAUGUUGGCAAUACACAGAUCUGAAAUCAAAAAUGAGGAGUUUGUGUUUGUAAUCCCUUGGUUAGCUCAUCAAAACGAUCAUUAUCCUUGGGAAGCGGCUAACGUGGACAAACAAGAAGUGAAACUUGCUUUUGAGAACACAAUCAUUAUCACUGCUCAUGGUUACGAUAAAAAGUUUUUUGAUGAUUUCCAGAUGAAAUUCAGUGCUGUCACAGGAGUCCUUGCAAAUCAUUAUGCGACAUUAUCAUAUAUGUCUCUUUAUGAUGCUUUAUUUCUUUAUGGAUUGGCCCUUCGAGAUGCAUUUGAAGAUGGUGGGGGUUACAAUGUUCACAUGAAUGGAUCGUUAAUAUGGUCAAGAAUGACGAAUCGGCAGUUUAUUGGUAUGACUGGUCAAGUUUUAAUGAACAAUAAGGCAAUUCGAGUACCUUCAUAUGCUACUUAUCACGCUAUCAAUGGAACUCUCAAAAUUGUUGUGGAACUUGAGGCUAAAAAUAAUGAUCGUGGACAAUGUGAAAAAAAUGAGGAAAUGUGCUCCGAGCAUGUUGCACACGAAACAAUACAAUAUUAUUGGCCAUCCGAUAGUGGAAAGCUACCGCCGGCAGUGCCGAAAUGUGGAUUUACGGGCGCAGAAUGUGAUUACAGACCGUAUUUCAUUGGAGCUAGUUUACUUGCCUUCAUUUUAACUGUCGGACCACUGUCUUACUUUAUUUAUUUGAAACAAAAGGAACGAUUACUGUAUGAUAUGACAUGGCGAAUACCCAGAGAGUCGAUUAAAAUGCUAGAAGGAAAAUCGAAAUCCGAACACUCUCUGGCUAGUAAAUCACAAAGUUCUGGCUCUUUCUCGGGAAGUAUGAAUUCAAAACAAAACGGACUGAUAGCUGCCAAACAAGCGGUGUCUAACGGUGUAAAACUUGCGAUUAAGCGCUAUCAACAAGUACGCAAUAUUACUUUCCCAAAAUCAGAACUUAGACUGUUGAAGGAACUGAAGAUUUGUGAAAAUGACAAUCUAAAUAAGUUUUAUGGAAUAUCGUUCAAUCAGCAAAAUGAGUUUAUUGUCAUGUGGGUUCUGUGUUCUCGUGGAAGUUUAGAAGACAUUCUUUUUAACGACGAAUUGAAGCUAGGAAGGAAUUUUCAAGUGUCGUUUGCCAAGGAUGUUGUCAAGGGACUCAAUUUUUUGCAUACAUCUCCACUUUUGCACCAUGGCAUGCUUUGUUUACAAAACUGCCUUGUUGACUCAAAUUGGACCGUGAAGCUUACUAAUUUUGCUACUGAGGCUGUUAUUUUUGAAAAGCUGGAUCAUAAUGAGCUGCGCCCUUUUAUCAAUACAGAUAGCGAAUCAGCAGAUGAUGUGUCUGAUCCUACAAAGGAUUUUGCAAGAAAAAAAUAUCUUCAACAAGCCCCAGAAAUAAUCCGUGAAAUCGUGACAACUAAGACUAUUCCCGAAGGAUCUCAAAGUGCAGAUAUAUAUGCACUCGGAAUGGUACUUUAUCAGAUACUUUUCCGUGUAGAACCAUUCCAUGAAAGAAACAAAAGCAUUAAUAAACUGAUGGAGACUUUGGCAAUGGCAAAUGAUGAUGAUCAAUUGAUUCGACCAACUUUCCCAUCAUCCAAUACUGGUGAAGGUUAUAAUUUGCAGUUACUUUCGUGUAUUGAAGCUUGUUGGCUGGAAAUUCCUGAAAUGAGACCACCGAUUAAGAAAGUUCGGACGAUGGUCAAUGCUAACUUGAAAUCAACAGGAAAAGGUUCUCUAGUAGAUCAAAUGAUGAAAAUGAUGGAAGAAUAUACGGCAAAUUUGGAAAACAUGGUUCGAGAUCGUACUGCACUCCUGGAAGAAGCUCAAAAACAAGCAGAUCGUCUUCUCAACAGUAUGCUUCCAAAAUCAAUUGCGGAAGAUCUUAAAAUUGGAAAGCCAGUGCUUCCGCAACUAUAUAGUUGUGCGACUGUUUUGUUUUCGGAUAUUCGUGGAUUCACCAGAAUUUCUUCAACAUCUACACCACUUCAGGUUGUAACGUUUCUAAAUGACAUGUUCAGUGGAUUCGAUGCUAUUAUUGCAAAACACGAUGCAUACAAAGUCGAAACAAUUGGUGACGCUUACAUGAUUGUAUCAGGAGUUCCCACAGAGAAUGGAAAUAGCCACGCUCAAAAUAUUGCUGAUGUCGCUUUGAAAAUGAGAGCGUUUAUCUGUAACUUCAAACUUGCUCACCGCCCUGAAGAGCUCAUGAUGGUGAGGAUUGGCUUUCAUAGUGGUCCAGUUGCCGCUGGAGUUGUUGGUCUUGCCGCUCCACGUUACUGCCUUUUCGGGGACACUGUUAACACUGCAUCUAGAAUGGAAAGCACCGGAGUGGCUAAUAAAAUUCAGAUAUCCGAGGGAGCAUACAACCUUCUUCAUUGCUUCUUUCCUCAAUUCCAAAUGGUUGAGAGAGGAAAAAUUGAAGUAAAAGGAAAAGGAGAGUGUCUGACAUAUUACCUUGAAGGAAGAACCGGCAAACAAUGAGAUUGAUUUGGAUUCAAAGAUUUCAUUUCGGAUAAACCAAUAUUUUUCAAAUUCUAUGAGCUCAAGAAUUACCGAAUAUAUAGAACAUUUAUCAAAUUCAUUAAUUAUUUAUCUUUAGAUUCUAGCCAUUUCACAUUCUACACUUACCAAACCCAAAAUUAUUUUCUUGGUCAAUUUUCUGAUAGAUUCAUUUUUUGCAUUACUCUAAAUUUGCUAUACUUUAGAUAUGAAAUGUGUUUCCAAUUUGGUUCACUCUAUUAUGUAUCUCAUUUUGCAAAUUCUCGGAGUACAUUUGAAACAAUUUUAUAUAGCGUCCCAUUUUUACAACAUUCAGAAAUAUAGCUCACAUUUUUGAAAUCAGUAAAAUUAAAGCAGAAUGUUCCCGAAUUUUAUUUAUUCUGAAAGCAAAAAGGAAAGCUAUAAAUAAACAUUUUUCAGUUGCA
Molecule: messenger RNA, 3703 nt
Organism: Caenorhabditis elegans
Lineage: Eukaryota; Metazoa; Nematoda; Chromadorea; Rhabditida; Rhabditidae
Gene: gcy-9
Product: Receptor-type guanylate cyclase gcy-9
Exons: 24
Coding region: 15-3260 (1081 amino acids)
Biological process (GO): intracellular signal transduction; sensory perception of chemical stimulus; cyclic nucleotide biosynthetic process
Cellular component (GO): plasma membrane; cilium
Molecular function (GO): protein kinase activity; guanylate cyclase activity; phosphorus-oxygen lyase activity
Source: RefSeq, marked reviewed